Molecule: messenger RNA, 5506 nt
Organism: Drosophila elegans
Lineage: Eukaryota; Metazoa; Arthropoda; Insecta; Diptera; Drosophilidae
Product: mucin-5AC
Exons: 9
Coding region: 399-5027 (1542 amino acids)
Source: RefSeq, a predicted model, not a curated record
AGUCUUCAGUUGGAUUCAAAGCGCGUCUCAGUUCGGUUGUUGCCGCCGGUCGCCGAUCACCGAUCAAAAAUACUCCAUUAAGCCAAGUGAAUGUCUUGCAAUUGAAAACCAAAACAAUAUCGUCCAGUGGGUGAUAUGUAAAAGAAACCCGUCUGACCCGUCGUACCAAAAACAAUUUCUCGCUUUUGACUAAAUUCGCCAGCAAAGCCAUCAAUAAAACGUAUACAACAAUACAGCAACAAAAUGCAAAUACUGGACAGCAAAUAAUUUAAAGAUAAUUUACAAAACGCCCGGGGUAAAAACAAAAGAAACACAACAAGUUUAAUAAGAAACAAGUCAAAUUGCAAAUUACAAAGCCAACAAUAUUUCGGAUAAGGUUUUUGCGAGGAGUAACGAAAAUGUCUCGGUCGACGUCGACGUCGAAGUCGCUGCUUAUCGGCCGCAGCUUCUUUUUCUUCGUCACCAUCUGCGGCUGCUGCUUUGCACAAGAUACUUCCAGCUACUAUUUCCCAUCGCAAAAUCGAUUUGUGCCAUCGUCCGGCUCCUUUCCGCGCCAGCAGCCGCAGUCGCUGAGUGGAUUCCGGUCCAGUUCCGGCGGAUUUGCCCCAUCUCCGGGCUCUUACCAGGAGCAGCUCCUCUUCAUAGCCAACGAAAAUGCCAAGCAAUCGCCGGCGGCGGCCAGUUCCCAGUUCGGAGCUCCAUUCGGCGGUAGUUCCCAAUUUGCGAAACCGAAUCGCCAGACGGACUUUUACGAUAUCUCGCCACGCCCCUUUGGAGUGCCGGCGGGGGCGGGGCCAGCGGCAUCAGCGGGAGCAGGAGCGGUAACUGGUGCAACGUCCGGCACGUCGGCGACCAACGGCUUCACACGCUCCAAGGCGAUUCGGAAUGGACCGGGAAACAGCCUGAGCAGCGGUGGAUUCCAGCCUCAGACGCAGCGCAUCAACGUGCCUCACCAGCAGACGCAGUUCCUGGCCCACUUCAGCGAAAAUGGGAACGAAAAGCGUCCGUUGACCAGCAGUCGACCAUUUGGCAACGGCGGAUUCUCACCCACCAGGACACGAACUCAAGCCCCGGUCUCGGCUCUUCCGGAGAAUCCAGCCACGCCGGCAGCCACAGCCUUUAGACCCCGCAAUCGCUAUCAGCCUGGCAGCUCCACUGCAUCCACCACGACCACAACAACGGGCAGUGCGGAGGUGAGCAGCAAGCGGUACAAUCGAUUUGGCAGCAACAGGGGCAAGACCACCAGUACCAGCACCAGUACCACUACCAGCUCCUCCAACCUGAAUACCCCUUCGGAACGUCCCAGUUUUGGCCGAAAGUCACCGAAUCCCCGACGUCCAGUCUUCAUCAGUCGCGAGAUAAACGAACCGGUGAGCGUGCCAGUCAGCAAACGACCCUUUGACUACAGUGCAGCCAGGUUGAAGUUACCCGGCAGACCCACACCUCGCACCACCAGCACCACCGAAAGUGCCGAGCAGGAGGAGGAGCUGGAGGAGGAGGCCCUGGACGAGGAGCAGGAGGAUGAGGAGCCGGAGGGCAGCGAUGAGCAGUACGAAGAGGAGUCUGACGAGGGGGCCACCGAAGAGCAUUCGGAGUCCUCCAGCCUCGAGAAGUUACCGCUCCAGGAGGAGAGCGUUACCCCAGUGACAGUGGCUAAGGAUGAAGCCUCCUCGCCCGCAGUGGAACCCUCCGAACUCACCACCAUUUCCGAAGUUGAGCACGAAAGCAGCACCAGCAGCACCGAAGAAAGCCAAACGGAUGUCUCUGAGUUGAGCCACGCUGAAAUUGAGGUCACCAAGGCAGAGAAUGAGGUCACCAAGGCAGAGAUGGAGGUCACCACUGAGCAAGCAGUGCAAGAGGAGGAGAUCACCACUACCAUUCCACACGAGAACCAAUCCACCGAGGAUCUGCAAGUGGAAGAACAGACUGUGACCACUGAGCCGCCUUUGGAGAGUACGUCCAAACAAGAAGAGGUAGAGAUUGAGGAGCAGAAGGAGGAAUCCAAGCCGGAGGAGCCCAAACCAGCCAAACAAGAGGAGCCCAAGUCGGAGCAAUCCGAAUCGCAAUACGAUGAUGAAGGCGAAGGUGAGGACUACGAUUACGACGAUGAAGAGGGCAGUGAAGACUCCACUAGCGAAGCGGAGCGGAGUCAGGACUCAUCGAAGCCAUCUACACCCGGUGGCGAGCACGAGGAUGAUAGGGAAAUCAUUUCGGUGGUGACCACCAAGAGUGUGGUCAAUGGAUCCACAGUUCUGCCAGCUCCGGUUACGCCCAGUUCCAAUGCCAUAACGGAAGAGGAGGACCUGAAAGUCGAGACCACCACACCCGUAGCCCUGGAAGAGGAGAAGGGUGGCAAUGCCACGGAGAACUAUGUGGUUGUGGCGUCCAUCCAGCCCAGUCGCAGUAUUAAUGGAGCCAGGUUCCUGCCUUUCCCGGCCAUCGAGCAGGAGGAGACCAAGCAGACGCUCUCCGAGCUGGAGCGCAAGGUGCACUCCAAGCAGCAGCAGACGCCGGCUGUGAAGCCAUCGGAGGGCAGCGAGGAGGUGGCUCCGGUCAGCUCCUCCUCCUCCUCCUCAACCUCCGUGCCACCCCCAGUGGCUGCCUCCACAGAGAGCAUCAUCGACAAGCUGGACCGCGUCCAAUCGGAGCUCUCCAGUGGCCUGCUCUCCGGCAAGUAUCCCAUAAUCAGUCAGAUGGACUCCUCCACACCUGCCACUAGUACAACUGUGGGCACAGGCAGCGGAAAGUUCGUGCCCCACAUCAGGAAGUACCAGCCCAGGACCACUUCUGCUCCCACCAGAACCACAAGCAGCAAGUUGAAGGUUCAGCACUUCGACGAUGGGGAAAUGGAUGAGCUGGCCACCCUGCUGCCAGUGGGUUUCAAGCCCAGGCCAAGCUAUAAGAACCGCAAGAUCACCACGACCACUUCCACAACAGAGGCACCACCUCCACCUCCAGCUGAGUUGGCAAAGUCCAAGCCGGGACGCAACUCCACCAUCAGUCGAUCGUUCAAGAGUGGUCAGGUCACUGUGCAGGAUGUGGCUCAGGCGGGCCUCCUGCCCAAGGGCUAUAAGCCACCAAGGACUAGCUCAACGACGACCACCACGACCACCGAGAAACCUUCCUCCGGCUUGGAGAGUCUCUUCAGCGAAAUACAGUUCGAUGAAAAGUUGGCUUCACUCCUGCCCAAGGAUUACAAAUUGAACAGCACGCCCAGGCCGAAGGAGAAUACGACCACAACGAGUCCCUCGACGACUCCCAGAAAUCUGCCAGUUGCCGUGCCUUUCGAUGACUUGAGUACGUUCCAGUUGCCGCCUGGCUACAAGCCUCCCGAGGUGAAGACACCCAAAGAGCCCAAGUUGCCCUUGGGAGUGACUCCCAUUAAAAUAGAUAGCUUAAAAGAUCUGCUGCCACCUGGAUUUAAGCUAAAUGAAACUGAGAGCGAAAGCAGCGAUGAGAUUCCAGCUGCACUGCUGCCACCUGGCUACAAGUCCAAAAAGUUGCAUCCCGCCUCGACCACCAGUACAACCAGCACUACAACUACAACGAGUAAACCCAAGGCGGUGGCUACCAGCACCACUGAAGCAGCGGAAGCGGAAAGUGCAGGAGGAAGCGGCCUGAAGGUGGUGUUCCCAAAGGGCUUCCACAAGCGACUGGGUUCGCACCGACUCACAACACCACAUCCCACGGCAGAGGGAGCAGCCACUGAAUCCUCGAACUCAAACCUGCAGGUGAUGAUCAAAAAGGGUCCACCGACAAGAGCCACCACCGAGUUCACCGGCUGGCCAACUCCACCCACCACCCCGCUGUCCAUUGACAAGCUGAACGCCCAGACCAUCAACUUUGAGGACCUUCUGACCGCCAGUGGAAGCAGCAGUACCACCAGCACCACGACGACUUCAACCAGCACCACCACCACGACGACGCCGCGACCCACGAAACCGGGUCACUGCACCGCCGACUGCGACCUGGCUGCCACCAUCAAGAUCAUCGAUGGCGUGGCCUGGAAGCCGGAGCUCCUCGAUCACAACACCCUGGAGUGGAAGAAUCUGGCCCACGAGCUGGAGGCACAGCUCAACGAUGUUUACUCCGGUGCCCCUCAACUGAACAAGUGGUACAAGAAGGUGCGCAUAGACAGCUUCAGCAAGGGCAGCGUUCUGGUCGACUACUAUGUGGAGCUGGCCAACAUAACCGAAGAUGUGGAUACCCUGGAGAUCCGCCAGCUGUUCCACGAUGCCCUCACCAAGCCAGCGACUCCGGUUCUGCCCGACAAGGAUGCCCAGGAAAAUGAGACGGACAGUGUUUCGGGGCCGCAGGAGGAGCAGCUGGUCACGGCCAGCUAUCAGAUGGGCAAAUACAUCAUCGAUCCGGUGGCCACAGAUUUUAGUGUCAUAGCCAAAAAUGUUCACAGCAAUGUGGAGGUUGCUGAGGAAGAUCUGCUCAUUCCGCAAUGGGCGAUUGUGGUCAUAGUGAUUGGAGUGGGUUCUCUGGUGUUUGUCGUCAUCUUUGGUGUCACAGUGUUGCUCAAUCGACAAAAGAGGGCCAAGAAAACGCCCAUACCUCUGACCAAUGAUAUGCUAAACGAGCUGAAGGUCAAUCACAUGGGUGGUGCGGACAACUAUGGCGUGGAUGACUUUUAUAACAUAGACGAUCCCUGGAACGAUACCAAGCAACCUAUUAAGCCGAAGCGAUUCACCAACUCCAUGCACGGCAGCAACAGUUCCAACAUCUACGACAGCUGGCGCUCCACCCGCCAUGCGCAUACCAGUGGGGAUUACUUCUACGACCAGCAGCCGACCUAUUCGCAGAAGGGCGACUCGCUGAAGAGGCCGCAGCUCCAUCAUGGAAACCACAGCAGCCACAGGGAGUAUCCCGCCAACAACCAUCACCACCAGGCGCCUCAGCAGCACCAGCAGGCGUACGGACACCAGUAUCCGGAUGCCUUCGCCGAUGCCCACCAGAUGUAUAGCUACAACAACCACGCGAGCCGGACGCGCUAUUCCCGCGACUAUGAUCCCGACUUUUGAGCGGGAUCUCCAGACUGGACUGGACUGGACCAUCCAUCCGUGCACUAGCUUUAGAGUAACUUGCGAACGAUUUUGAGUUGUAACUUAAUAGCGUAAAGAAUCGUAGUUGUAUUGCUGAUACAUAAUUUAUCGUACUGCCUGCUGGCUUGACUCAAAAGUCGACCACUUUUCAGUACCCACAGCCAGCCGUAGUUAAAAACUAAGCUAAGCUAUCUACUUUUGUAUACUUAAUGGAGCUGCUAUAUCUGGAUGCCCUACACUUCCACUUAAUAUACGUAUGAAGGAAAGGCUUCUGAAUAGAACUUUGGGGCUUGCCCCCCGGAAAAUAAAUAGUCAUGCACUCUUAGUUAAUCCUAGGUCGUAUGUAAAACUAGAAACACUACAAUAUAUACUUUGUAUUACUUGAAGUACUGGCGGCUUGCUAUAAUACUAAUGAUGUCUAAAUCUAGGCAAAAUAAAUACAACAUUAUAUAUAUGGA